Molecule: messenger RNA, 6266 nt
Organism: Scomber scombrus (Atlantic mackerel)
Lineage: Eukaryota; Metazoa; Chordata; Actinopteri; Scombriformes; Scombridae
Gene: zc3h13
Product: zinc finger CCCH-type containing 13
Exons: 20
Coding region: 145-5757 (1870 amino acids)
Cellular component (GO): RNA N6-methyladenosine methyltransferase complex
Molecular function (GO): metal ion binding
Source: RefSeq, a predicted model, not a curated record
ACACCGUCCGCCAACAUGAAGGCACUGCGGGCAGUUUCUGCCUCUGCUUUUACAGAAUAAGCAUUGUUAUUUUUACUGAAAUACUGAAUCCACUCACUGGAAAAAAGUAGAUGCGACACCGACUCAAUAUCUUGGUCCUGCAGAAUGUCCAAGAUCAGGCGGAAGGUAACAGUGGAGAAUUCAAAAACCAUAUCUGACAGCAGCAGCAGCAGCACCACCACGACCAGCAGCACCGGCAACCCUGCCGCCCCCUCUCGCCGGCCAAGCGUGUUCGAAAGACUCGGCCCCAGCACUGGGAGUAAUGCUGCUGACAGUCACUGUAGAAAUUGGUUGAAGACUGGUAAUUGCAGUUACGGCAACACUUGUCGCUACACACAUGGAACUCAGCCACGAGGCAAAGGAUUUAGCUUUAGCCGGUCAGCAGAGAGGCCCACAGGUGAUCUGCGGGAGAGGAUGAAGAAUAAAAGACAGGAUGUUGACCCAGAAAAUUUGAAGCGAGAUCCAGACGAGCCCAUAUCCCCCACAGCAAGACAGAGAGAUUCCUCCAGAGGCAGACACAGAGAGAAGGAGGAUAUAAAGAUCACGAAGGAGCGCACCCCAGCCAGUGAAGAAGAGCCCACAGAGUGGGAAACAAAUCGUGAAGACUCAGAUAUUGGUGACUACGACUACGAGUUAUCCCUAGAGAUGAAGCGCCAGAAGAUUCAACGUGAGCUGAUGAAGCUGGAGCAGGAAAAUCUGGAAAAGAGAGAGGAGAUCGUCAUCAAGAAGGACGAGACCUCCGCCAAAACACGAGCCACCGCCAUGCCCAAGGCCUCCCCUGAGCAGUUAAGCUCUAAAGAUUCCCCCUCAUCCAGGAAGUCCAGUGGCUCCCCAAAACACAAAAGUGCAACAAAAGGGCCAGGCUCUGGGAAGAAAGAGAAGAAGUUGUCGGUAUCCUCACCUGUGUCAGAACCUGCCAGGUCCUCAAAAGGAGGCCACAGCAAGAAGAAAGGACCCCGUACCCCGAGUCCUCCUCCCCCAGUCCCCCUGGAUCUCCCUGUGAUGGGGAAGAAACACAAGGGCAAGCACAAAAACAAGGAGAAGUCUGAGGAGAAGCUGAAAGAAGGGAAAGAUCGGGGACGAGAUACAGAGAAACACAAAGAGAAGAAGGAAAAACACAGGGACCGAUCAGACAGCUCCCACAAGGCCAAGCGUUCAGUGACAUCAGAGGAGCGUUCUGGUAGUGUGUCAUCUCCCUCCAGGGGUGCUUCACCCUCAGCUAGGAAGAAAUCCACCUCUCCCAAAGCUACGUCCCAUAAAGCUGCACUGACCUCUCCUUCUCGCAGGUCACCUUCUCUUCCACGACACCAGCGCACCCCCACUCCUCCCCACCACCGCUCCCCUUCCUCCCACUCUGGCUCCUCCGCCCAGCGUAAUUCUCCCUCCCCUCCUCGCCGCCGCCGCUCAUCCUCCCCCACCUACCACCGAAGCACAGCAGCAGCGGCCUCCGCCUCCUCACCUCCGAGCUCCCGCCGCUCCCGGUCACCCCCCGCCUCCCACGACACCUCCUCGCCCCACCGUCGUUCUGACAGGUCGAGCCCCGGCAGGCGCCACUCGAGGGGCCGCGAGAGGAGCCGCGAGAGGAGCCGCGGUGAGAGGGAGAGGAGUCCGCCCGCACAGGAGCGCAGACAUGAGCGCAGAGAUGAAAGCCGCAGCAAGCGAGAGAAGGACAGCGUCCGUGACGACCGGGACUAUGACUCUGAGCAGGUGUCAUCGCGGGACAGUCGUGACGACAGGGACAGCAGAGACGCCCGAGAUCGACGGGACGGUCGUGAUAGAGGAAGGGAAACGACUCGGGAGUCUCGCGACCACCGAGACAGCAGGGACGCAAAGGACUCCAGAGACAGCAGGACGGAGACCCGCUCGAGCCGAGAGUCCCUGGAGCGGCGUGACCGCGAGCGGGAACGAGAGAGGGAACGGGAGAAGGAAAGAGAGAAAGACAAAGAGCGAGAAAAGGAGAGGGAAAGGGACAGGACUGAGACACACAGGAAGGAGGAACCCAACCAGGACGACAGGAGUUACGGAAGAGGUUACGGACGUGAAGAUGGAGGGAGAGCAGAAGGAAGGACGGACAACAGGACAGACAGGCCUGAGAGGAACGGACGAGGGAGAGGGCGUGCCAACGAAAUACCAGAUAAAGGCUCCAACAGGAACUCCCGAGGUUCCCAGCUUGAAAGCAGCCACGACAACUGGGAGUCGCGAAGCAGUGCGGUGCGUGAACGGAGCGCAGAGAGGAGCACGGACCGCGCCGCUACCGAAAGAAGCUCUGAGAGGGGUUCGGACCGAGACCGCUACGAGGGCGACCGAAGAGGAGAGCCGGCCCGGGACUCCUCCUAUGACAGGAGAGGAGGGCAUGGUGAACGGGAUCGCAGAGAAAACCGAGAGAGAGAUCAAAGAGCAGCUUCUCCAAAUAGACACCAGGGCAGAUCAGAGGAGCCCGAGAGGGAGGAGAGGAGGGACGAGCGCCGGGGAGACAGGGCGGAGGAGAGACGGGACGACAGGACCCGCGACCGGGAGCGCGAGAGAGAAAGGGAGCGGGACAGGGAGCGAGAAAGGGAGAAAGAGCGAGACAGGGAGCGCGAGAGGGAGAAGGAAAAGGAGCGAGAGAAGGAGAGGGAGGCCGAGAGGGAGCGCGCCAGGGAAAGAGAGCGGGAGCGGGAACGAGACAGGGAGAGAGAGAGGGACAGGGAGAGAGACCGGGAGAGGGAAAGGGAGCGCGAGGAGCGGGAGAGAGAGAGGGAAGAACGGGAAAGGGAGAGGGAGAGGAAGGAGCGCGAACGGGAGAGGGAGAGAGAGAGGGAGCAGCGGGAGCGGGAAAGGCAGCGGGAGUGGGAGGAACGAGAGAGGGGGAGGGAGGAGAGGCGGGAUAGGAGAGAGGACACCAGGGACGACCGCCCUGUCCGAGAAACCCGAGACGAUCGCAAGACGAGCCGUAAGAGGCACAGAGUGGAGAGCAGCCCGAGCCCCACCCGACCCUCGCCUAAGAGAAGACCCGGCGACGUCAGUCCGGCCGACAGCGACGGCUACAACAGCGCAGAAGAGAAAAGUGAGCGCCCGAUUGGCCGAGGGCCGGCCAAGCUCCACCCACAGCCCCUCCUCCCCAGCCCAGUGUGUCCGCCUCCAUCUGACAGUGCAGAUAAGCAUCGUCUGCUAAGUCAGGUGGUGCGGCCCCAGGAGCCCUUGUUGCGUUCCCCACCGAGGGCCGCUCCAUCUGAGGAGAAGGCCAGCCACUGGAAGGAUGAGGAGCGCAGAGCAGCUGUGGACAAAAGGGAAGCCCGCACCCGCCACGAGGACCUGGAGCCUCGAGGGGAGCGAGCUAGAGGAGGCGAGAGACGAGCAGAGCACAUUCCUGACAUCCCGCCUGACACCCGUGCACGAGUCAGAGACCAGCGAGAAUCCACGCCGCCUCCCGCUCCUACAACAGCGGCCAUUGGCAGCGAAGACAGAGACACUGCUGGCUCCCAGUCUCACGAGGAGGGCAAAAAGAAGACAAAGUCACAGAGGAAGGGUUUGAAGAAAGGGCGCAAAGAUGAGGAGAUUGGUGCUGCCAACACUCUGGCUAGUGCAGGGGACCGUUUCAACCCCGAGCCACCAAUCAGUGUUGCAGUAGAUGUGCCUCCACCCUUACACUCCCCCAGGAAAGGAGCCAAGAAGAAGGCGCUUGAACGAAAGAGGAAACGAUCUCGAGGAGAAUCUGAUGUGUCUGAGGAGGAAUCUUCAGCCCAUCAGCCACACAGUAAGAAGAAGAGAGGUCCCCGGACGCCACCCCCCUCAAUGAGGCCGGAUCACCGGGGUCCUGCAGGCAACGCAGAGCCGUCUCCACUCUCCAAAAUUGACAACUUCAGCGACUGGUCAGAUGAGGAGGUCACAGACCGAGGAGUAACGCUGGAACCAGCAGCUCCCCUGGCUCCUGCUGAGAGGGCUCCAGCUGAGCCUCUGAGGAGGGGUAGUGGCCCCAGGGUGGUCAGGGAGAGGUGCAACCCCCCACCCAUUGCCCCACUGCUCCCCCAGGAUCCUCCAAUGCUGCUUCAGACUCUGACUCCACAGCCCCUCAUGUCCCAGCCGCUGCUCCGCAAACCUCCCCCAGAGCAGGCACGCAGCAGCAGCAUGGGUAGCAACCAGAGCCGCACAUCAUCCAGGCGCCUGCGCUCGCCCUCCAACGAGUCAGCCCACCGGGAUGACCCCCAGGGUCAACGAUCUCGCCGGGGCCGACUUCAGGGCACCAACUCGCGUGACCGGGAAAGAGAGAGAGAGCGGGAGAGAGAAAGGCCGGUGGUGUCUGAACCUCCAGGGGCUGAGAGGAAGUCUCGAAUCGACCAGUUGAGGAGAGGAGAGCCCAGCCGCAGCACCUCAUCAGACCGGCAGGAUUCCCGCAGCCACAGCUCCAGACGCAGCUCACCUGACUCUGAGAGGCAAGCCAGGUCCCAGUCCCGCGCCGGCUCCUACGACAGUCGAGAGCGGGAGAGAGACAGGGAGCAGUUCGAGCGGGAACGGGACCGAAAGGACCUGCGGCCUCCGCAGCAGCAACAACAGCAGCAGCAGCAACCCCUGCUCCUCCAACAGCCGCUUCCACAACAGAGAGACUGGGAACCUGAACCUAGAGAAUGGCCUAGCAGGGGACGGGAGCCUCUGCUCAUGCGUCCUGGCCGUGAACCUCUCCUAAGAGAGCGGGAUAUCAGGGACAGGGAACGCUUACUUCCCGAAGGACUCAUCCAGCAGCACGAACGGGAGCGAGAGAGGGAGCGGGAGAGAGAGAGCAGGGGUGAAAGAGGCGGCGAUCGAGAGAGGGAGAGGAUGAUGAUGAUGGACCUACCACCCCAUGGGGACUCCAGGGCUCCAGGACGUGGGGACCUUAGGGGUGACAUGAGAGGAGACAUGAUGAGGCAAGACAGGAGUGACUAUGAGCCCCUGCUGCCAAGAGAGGCCUUCAGCCCUCCAGAGACUGAGAAACCGAGCAACAGUCACCACCUCAUGGGAGAACUGGAGAAGACCGACAGCAUCGACGGAGAGGAUGAUGUGAAAGAAGACGAUGGACAGUCAGUGGCAUCAGUUGGGGAGGAGUAUGAGCCAAUCAGUGAUGAUGAGCUGGAUGAGAUCCUGGCCGAUAGCCAAAAGAAAGAGGAUCAACAGGAUGACGAGAAAACUACAGGUCCUCUGGAUGUGAUUGAUGUUGAUUGGUCCAGCCUGAUGCCCAAAAAGAAGCAGGAGCCCCGGGCAGCAGGGGCAGCGUUGCUCCGGUUCACCCCUGGGGCUGUGCUCCUCAGGGCAGGCAUCUCUAAACGACUUGCUGGACCUGCGCUCCUGGAGCAAGUCAAAGAGGUGUGCAAAUCUGAGCUGGACGACCCCAAAGAUGCUGACAAGCUGUUCGAGCAUGACCUGGGAGCCUUGAAUAUGGCGGCCCUGAACAGACGGGUGGAGAGGGCAGGUUUACUGACCAACUUGGGGCCCUGCUGCAAGGCUCUGUGCGCUCGCAGGGACUUUGCAAUCCGCCGGCAGCUGUUAAAAAAUGACAAGGGCCUGACUAAGCAGUACCCCACUACACCUGUGGUAGACAAUGAGCUGCUGCAGAUGAGCAUGCGUCUCUUUAGAAGGACCAUGUCUGGCCAGGCUCCAGCCCCAGAAAGAUGCGAUGGUGGGUCAGCACCAGCAGCGGCCGACGUUGCUGCAGCUGGCAGUAGUAAACUCAGCACAGCACAGCCUGAGGUGUGUGUGUCCUGAGAGAAAAUGGGUUUAUUGGGUCAAACGCAUGAAAGUAAAAGCGUCUAAGCCUUUACUUCUUCUAGCCCCUAACUCUCCCUGACUCUGUCCCACUUCAUUAAAUACAUAACAUUUUUAGUCAUGAGAGGAAAAUAAAGAAACACAGCAAAAAUGUGAGUCUCAGUUAUGCCUGACAUGUUUUGGAUGAUCUGCAAGCGCUGUGCCAUAGACUACUGGACAUUUUAGCCUAUGGAGGUGUGUAAUGAACCUUGUAUGAGAAACGUAAAACACACCUAAAAAAAAAAAAAAAAAAAGUCAACUUUUGUUUUUGUGCAUUACAAUGUUUUAGAGCGGCUUUUUAAUUGUCAGUUUCACCUGUCUAACCAAGUUAAAAUGACUGUUUUGUUUUUGUAUAUUGUGCAUUGGUUACUACAACUGUGCAUUAAAAUGGUUAGAUGUUGAUUUUUUGUAACGGGUCUUUUGCUUUGUAUGAAGUGACUGUUCAGCCUUUUAAAAAUAAUGUGACUCUU